This is a messenger RNA of Porites lobata, 32261 nucleotides long. The record is from the annotation of a GenBank genome assembly. NCBI's taxonomy places the organism in Eukaryota, Metazoa, Cnidaria, Anthozoa, Scleractinia, Poritidae.
AUGAAGAGAGUAACAUGUGUUUGCUUAGCUUUUACAUCCCUGUUAUUGCAGUGCUAUUUCCUUUUUCUGCUUCAAAAGCAGUCUGUUUACAUCAGAAAACUUCACGAGGCUCAACCGGAAGGUACGUUCGUUGAAUUUCUAAACUUAAAUGGGCUCGAUAUGGCCGCCACAUCAAUCGAAAUUAAAAACACUCGAAAAUUCGGCUUGCACUAAUCCACAACGACAACUACAGUCUUUAUUUGCAUUUAAACCAUAUAUACAUAGAUGGUAUUAUAUACACAUAUGAAAAAGAAAAGAUCUUUUUUGAGAGAGAAAAGAAAAUGUCUCGUCAAGUAUUUAUGAGAUUUCGGGAAAUAAGCGUUAAGAGAACUCGACAGACUUCGGCGUAAGAACAACAAGGGGAAAACUAACUCUGCAAAAUCGCUUGGCUAGCGGGAAAGGAACUCGUCACUAUUCCAAGGUACUAGGAUCUGCUACAACUGGAAACAGGACAGGACUCAAACUUGGACUUCAACAAUUUAAUCUUCAGCUCGUGAACAUAAAAAAUACAGUCAAGUAAAUCCGCAAUGUAAAAUCGUACAAGCAUGUUUCUCCGCAAUGUAAAUCGUACAAGCAUGUAACUCCGCAAUGUAAAUAGAAAAACGGGAAUAACAGCUAGUACUCUAUUUAUACUAACGGAUCAACUUAUUACAACAUCACAAAACAAAUAUGGAAAGAAGGCUGAAUAAAAUCAGUUAUAACAUAGCUAGAAAAUUCGCCUAAUCAAAUUCAAUAGCGCGAGCGUGCUUCAUAUUCCUAUUGAGCACGCUGAUGACGUCAAUAAACUAUUCGUAAUUCCUCGAGUUGUUGGGAGCUUAGCAAUCCUGAGUCUCCCGAGUGCAUCCAUAACUCAGCAAUAGACAAUGAAGCGUUUACCAUGUGUUUUAUAAGGAAAUUUAAGAGGAAAGGUUUGAAUUUGUUAACCGAUAGUAAGGAAAAGAGGUGAGUGUUGUUGUUGUCAUCUCGGCGAGCUGUGCGGGCUAUGGCGUGAGAUCAUUCUUUGCAAAGUUGUUUUCUCUCAAUAACAAUUUUUCGGUAAAUUAAAAGUUUUCCGGCACCUAAAUAUGGAUUUUGCAAUCAUUUUAGAGUACACUUUCUCUCAGUUUCAGGAUAAAAACAUAAGAUUAACUGUGAGGAAAAAAAAAUAUAGUCACGUAAUCAUUAACGCGUACUGCUUAAAAUUUUCAGUUAACUGCUGCAUUGAUCGCUUUGAUAAUGUUAUAAAACAAUUAGUUCAUGCUGCAGCUGUGCGUAUGUCGAGAUAUUGAGCACUUGGGAAGUUUGGAGAGCACUCAAAAGGCUAGAGUUGCACUCGGCUGCGCCUCGUGCAACUCUUACGCCUCUUUCGUGCUCUCCAAACUUCCCGCGUGCUCAAUAUCUCGACAUACGCACGCUGCCGCAUGAACUAAUUGUUAACUGAACAAUGAAAACAAAUCUGGAUAAAAUCAGUUUAAAGUUCCUACGUUAAACUAAAUAGCUCAAAAUUAAAUGUCAGUCCGGCAAGCACGUGAAUUUAGGAAAUUUACAAAGAAAGCUGUGUAAAAGAAUUAGAAUUUUCUUUGCUCAGGAUCCCCUAAAAUGUCAAAACUAAAAACUAUGAACGGUUGGUAUUUAAACAGGAGAAAGUUGUUGAGUGACUAAGCUGUAUAAUUAUUCAGAAACUAUCUGUUUAAAAGUAAACAUUAAAGUAAAAUGUGUAAUUUUAAGAGAACUAAAACAACUCAAUGCAAAUUCAAUGUAAAUUACGGCUAACACAACUUCAAAGGGAAUAUUUAAAAGCUAGAUAUGAAAUUCGAAUCACAUAAAGAAUACAUGAGAAAUCUCUCCUUACAUUAUUACCCGCAGUUAGUUUUCUUUCGAGACAUGGUUUGUGUAAAAAAAUUGAAAAGAGCAAGACGAAAACAAAACAACUAAAACAGUCUUUGAAUUUAAUGGUUACUAGGCUAAGUACUGCGUGUUCCGCGUACCCAACUGUGCAUUCGAAAAACUUCGCACAAAACAUAAUACACAGGAGCGAACUAAGGAAAAAUAGAUGCAUGUCGAGAAACUUUGCACAAAACGUAAUACAAAGGCACAAACAAAGCUCUCAUAUACUGCGAAGAAGAUAAAGAAAAACAUGCGACAAUGUAUUUUAUAACAUAACAAAAGUAAAUAGCGCGCUGUGAUUGGUCAGUUAGCCACUACCAUUUGCCAGUGGGUGCACGCCAAGAAACUGAGCUAGCGCGGUAAAAUUUAGGCAAAUUCAACAAAUCUCCUCUCCCGACGGGAAAAUACACCGAUGAAAUGCACAGAUGAAAAGUGGAAGUUGAAGAAAAUACUAAGCUGUCGUUUUGAAGGAAAAAAGACAAAAGAUCAAGCGACUAAUUUGCCCUGGAUGAAUUAAUCACUGUUUUCCUCGCGGCUAGAAUCGGCUGAAGGAAAAUCGAGCGAGCGAAGAUUUUAAGGUACCUUUGUGUGUUUUUUAUAGAAGAGAAAGUCUGUUUGAAAUGUAAAUUUAUCAAUUAGCAUCAUGUGUUAUUGACUUUUUGGUCAAGCUGAUGCUAAAUUCAAGCAAAUAUUUUAGGAAACACGCUCAAAUUACAGACAGCUUUGUUGCGAAGUUUUCAUCGCAUCGAUUAAAAAUUUUAGUUGAGUUUAAACGGGCACAUUACGCUGGAAUAAGCGAAUUUCAUUUGAGUACAGAAACAUUUGGGUUUUCAAAUAAAUUUUUCAAAAAAUAACUUCUGUGUGUAUUAUUUUGUUCCUCAGUGUUCAUUCAUAACAGUCGUUCAGAGAACGGUCGAAAAACAACAGCUUCAGCGCCGGCUGUGUGUCGGCGAAUUUCAGUUUCAACUUUGACUUUCAUAGCUUGAUUUCCCCAGACAGAUUUCGAUACAAAGCUAGUUAAUUUCUUUUUAAAAUUAGUGUUACCUGUUAUUCUAAAGGAAUUACAGUCAAAUUUUCUCAUUUCUACUUUACGUUUAUUUCAAAAAUUGUCACAAAUAUAAGCUUGAUAAUUAUUUCAUUUAUUUAGUUUUAGUUGGUGUUUAUAGCUGCAGCUAUAGUUUUCCCUCAAAGUUUUUACCCUAAUAUUAAGAGCAAGUAGACAGAUGCCAUUCAGAAUAACAACGAAAAACGUUUUGCAAUUUACCUGAAGACGGAGAACGGUUGAUUCAGCGAAAGAAAAACUCAAAGGCAAGUUUUUGAAAAACAUAGAACAUGAUUUGUUUACGCGCGGGCAGAUGGCAGCAUACAUGAACUCGUACCGAUGACUCAACCGAAGGCAAAUGGAAAAUAAUGUUUUUCUCUUUUGAUUAUGUUAUAAAAGAAAUGGUAAACGUUGCAGCUGUGCAACCAUGGAGUUAUGGAUGCACUUGGGAGGUUUGCUAAGCACGAAAGAAGCGUAAGAGUCGCACGAGGCGAUAGCCGAGUGCGACUCUAGCUUCUUCUCAAGAAGCUAGAGUCGCACUCGGCUAUCGCCUCGUGCGACUCUUACGCUUCUUUCGUGCUUAGCAACCUCCCGCGUGCAUCCAUAACUCCAUGGUUGCACGCUGCACGUUUACCAUUUCUUAAGUAUAUUUAACGACGAAACAGUACCGCCGGCAGCUGAACCUACCUUCAUACAGGAAACUUAUGACGUACAGCUUGUGUCUGUUUUCAUUUGUUUUGAAAUCGUGUAAGUUACUUGAAGAUCUUCACAAGGGACAUCUAUCCAAGACAUUUAAGGAGGCUUAAUUUCAAGCAAAACGCAGACAAAACUUUGAUUGCCAACAAGCCAUCCGAGCGAAGACGCUCGGAAAAUGGAAUUUUCUCCCUAAGAAAAAUACGCAUGAUUUGCUCGUUGGCACUCUAUCGAUAGGUAUACUUAAUUCAAUACCUAUUUUCACCUCUUUAUCGCACUCCAAUCUUGAAAUUAGACGAGAUGUGUUAAGCCAAAACCGUACCGUGGCGCAAAAAGCACGCUAUUGGGUUUGAUUUAUCAAAGGAAAAAAAUUUUACAACGUGAGACCUUACAGCCAGCAUACUGCACGCGAUUUAAAAGGGUCAAAUAGAGGCUCAUAGAACUGAAGUCUUAGCGUAUUGUAAGCCAACUGUAAGCUGACAUUUUGUAUUCUCUAUGUGUAUACUAAGUUAUCUCUAAUUAUAACAUUUGGUCGAUAUGUCCUUUUUUAUACUUUCAUCUUUUUGGUGGAUUUCUAAAGUGCACUGUCACAACUAAAUUCUUUAAAUUCAUCCCUGGACUCUCGUUUAACAACACUUUUCAGUGUGUUCUUACGCUAGAUCAAGAUUAUAUAGCAGGUGUUUCAACACGAAAAUUUGCAUUUAAGGUGUUAUGCUGUCUUAUUUGAGAUUUCAGACAUUACUCAAGUCGCUUACUCCCUCAGCAGGGACAGUAGCGCGUUACCGAGGGGGUAUAAAGCGACUCGAAGUAAUGUUAGAAAUUCAUGCUGGUCUAGGAGAAAGCUCCCGCUUAGCCUGAUGUGUACAGAAGCCCCCUCCCCAGGGGCGUCUGUACACAGGUUCACUGGCGACGGAGUCGGAGUCGGAAUCGCAGGCGGAGACGUAAAAUCUCUUAGGACCUUGUGAAAAUCUAGAAUCGGAGUCGCAAGCGGAGUCAUAAGCUUAAAGGAAUCGGUGCAGGAAGAAUCAGAACGUGUCCAUUUUUUCCGACUCUGCUUAAUUGAAUCCGUCGCUUCGUUCCCCUCGUGGCCUAGUGAGAACCAGACUGAGUCGGAAGCAGAAGCGGAAGGACAAACCAUUAAAAAAAUCCAUGUUCUCACGCUUUGUGACUGGUUCAGUUCUUCCGCUUCUGCUUGCGACUCCAACGACUCAGUUUUUACUUGAUCGUAAACUACAGAGUCAUAAGCGGAAUCAGAACGCUGUUUUCACUGGAUCGUGAAGUUCUAUGUAAAAAUAAUCAUAACCAGAAGCCCAGAACGGAAAGGCUUUUGAGGCCCCCAAACCUUUAAAAAGGUUGCAUGACUUAGAAACCAUUCAAGCUAUGACCGCCAAAUUUAGGGAAUUUUACUUAAAUUUGUCUAGGAGCAUUUGUACUAGAGUAGUCAACAAUAUUUACGUUACCAUGGCAAUCGAGGUUUUACCAGCAUGGUUUUCAAAUUCUGCAUUAUACACCUAAUUUAGCAUCAUUUUAUUAAACCUAUUAUAACUGUUGAUGCCCAGGCUUUUUGGUGACUAAUUUGAGAAAAAACAAACUAACUAACUAACUAACAAAAAAACAUGAAAGUGUCAAAAUCAUUUCAUUUUAAAAUCAUGAGGCCGAGUAAGAUAUGGCCGAGGUGGAUAACACCCUCCUCGAUCUGCUUAAUUCUUCAUAUCCUACGAAAGCUGAAUUCAUUAAUUGCUUUAUUAUUGUCUUCUUGCCGUUUUUGCCAUGUUUUUAGCUAUUAUUUCGCCUAGUUCCAGAGAGUGUAAUGUCCGCCAUUUUUUUUCACAACCAAAAGAACUCAACCUUGUCCCCAGGUCUUCUCGGUAACGGUGCCUUAACCUGUAGCAGGCUGCAUUUUUGCAGGAGCCGAUUGCUCCUGAGUUUUGACGUCAUUUCCUCGUUAAACACAAAAUUCUUCCAAAUUUGGUCAUCAGUAACUGGUUAUGGUGAAUUAUGCGUGUGCUUUUAGCCAAUCAGAAUUUGGGAAAUAUUUUGAAUGAAUAAUAUGGAGUAUUAUGUGAUGCCCAGGGGGCACGAGGACGAUCUGAGACACUCGCAUCAGUAUUUACGCGCGCUUUUCGAGCUAAUUUUUUGAGUUUUCCUAGGAAAAGAUUGUAAUGGGAGAAAAGAUCGUUGUGCCGUGUUUGGAUGUAAUAAUGAUCGCCUUUUUCCCAAGAAGUAUACAUUGAAGUUCUCUUUUUGCCCGAAAAGCGCGCGUAAAUACUGACUGAGUGUCCCCUGAUACUUCUUAAAUCUAAUAAAUUCAAUAUGGCCGCCGUAUCAGUAAAAAGUUCUAUUACCUCUAUGUGUUGAAAAUGGAAUACAUUCAAUUGAUUCAAAAUGGCAGAUUUAGUAAUGAUUUGGAGGUAGCACGUCCACAAAGUGGUUCUUCGUCUACCUGAUUCCUGGUCGAAUUGGAAUUUGGAAAUGUUGGUUUUUGAGGAGAGGGGAAAACCGGAGUACCCGGAGGAAAACCUCUCGGAGCAAAGGAGGGAACCAACAACAAACUCAACCCACAUAUGGCGUCGACGCCGGGAUUUGAACCCGGGCCACAUUGGUGGGAGGCGAGCGCUCUCACCACUGCGCCAUCCCUUGCUCCCCCAAAGAUGAUUUAAGAUGAUCCAGAUCCAGAUCCUUCUUUAAUAACAAAUGACGCCAUCAUAGCGUCACUAGCGAUUGUCAAAGAUUAUUUUGAAAUAUGUUAGCCAACCUUAUUAGUUGAUUUGGGAAAAAUGAUGGCAUUUGGGUUCUGCCAAUCAAGGAAUUCAACAAUAAUGUCGUCAUUAUCAAGCUGCAUUACGUCACUGUGUCAAUGAAAUUAUACCUAGAUGCUGAAAAUGAUAAGUUCUCCGUAGUGGAGGACCAAUAGUAAAUUCUCGCAUGUAAUUAUGUUUAAAAAUUCUCGGGGUGGAUUAAUUGAAAAAAGAAGCUGUAAUUUCAAACUGAAAUGCUCAAGGAAAUUAAGGCAUGGGUGUUUUUCAAUUUCCCUAAAAAAGUCAAGGGGUGGUCUAUAUUUUGAGGAUUAAGGCCUAUAGGUACAAAACUUGAGUAGAAUAAUGACUAUCAAAAGUUUUUGCGAUUCCGGGUAAAAAAAAUAUUUAAAUUAGGUCACGUGACCUUUAACGGCCAUUUUGCGCGAGAAGAACUUAAAUUAGAAAUGGCACCAUUUUAUAAUAGCAGCCAAUCAAAGAAAUUGCAACCAAACAUGUCCCUAGAUGAACGAAUAGACAUCUGUGCCCGGGCUUUGUUGAAUAAUUUAUUGCAAGUGUAAAUCAAUGGAAUGUUGCACUAGUACCCAGUCCCCUUAUCAAACGAUUUUUGAAUUUCGGUGCUGUCUAAAAUAUUAACCUAAAAGGCCCGGACACAGAAAUGAUGUACCCACUAGUCUCAUAACUAUGAGGAUAACUGCAACUUAUAGAAAGUAAUUAAAAAUGGUGCCAUAUCGCCAAAAAGAUUUUUGUGCUAAAAAUAGCCUUAACUAUGAUAGUUAACGUGACAAUUAGUACUUAUACCCAGGAAGUUUGUCUUUAAGUUAUUUUGCGCUAUAUUGAAGGCUUAAGAAGUUAGACCACCCCCUCCUGCUUUUGAGGAAUUAAAUAGAAGACCCAUGCCUUAAUUUUCUUGAACGGAAAACGCGCUUGAGUGAGGAGAAAAAAAUAAAUAAUUCUUUCAGUGUUUUCCCUCUUCAAGAAAUCAGUCAAACUUUUUAUGUCUAAAAACAUGACAAAUGGACGUCUAACUUGUCAACCUGUGAAUAGUCUUGUAUAUCAAGAGCACAACGUUUUCCUCGCGAGUUUUCCAUCAAAUCGUCGGUUUUUGAACGAAAUCGUGUAAGGCUGACCAACCUCGUCCCCAGGAUUUUUCUCGCUUGGAAAGCGAGAAGACCCUGGGAUCGAGGUUGACGGCUGACAGGCUCGAUUACCAGCCUCUGACCGAGAGAGCGGCGGGAAUCGAGCCCAAGACCAUUUGCGAGCCUGAGAAUCCACGGAAAUGAUGACGGUAUGCCAUAGGUUUCGUCAGCAAAACAAAAACUCUGAACUUACUGCACACUUUUUGGCAGAUUCCUUUGCCGCCAUCUUACACCUAAUUUUGAAUCUAUCUUUAAAACGAAUAACAUAACAGUUUUCUUUGUCAUAGGCAAAAAUGUCAGACGUUUUCUUUGUUUUUUUUGUGCUUGUUGUCAGGAGAAAGGAUCUCAAUUGAACAAAAAGAAAAUGGUCUUAGGCCAGGUUAGAGGUAAUUGAAAAUCCAUCAAAGAGUUCUUUUCUUUUAUUGUUUCCCUGAGAAUCUCUUGAGAUAAUUUUUCAACUCAAGUCAAUUUAUGGGUCUCUUAAACUACGUUGAUGGUUCAGAUAUUUGUUUAUUCCACAGUGUGUAAGUGAACUCGCGACUUCUGGUCAGUGAAUGUUCCCCCUUCCGAUCUCUUUUCUUAGUUUACUCACGAACUUUAUCAAUUUGAGCUAAGAUAAUAUCUGUUGUGUUUUACAUGCAUAAUUGUAUAAUUAAAUAUUCCCAUGCGUAAACAUUUUAAGAUAGCUUAAACGGCUGGAAAAUUUGGCUGCCAUGAAUCGUUGGAAACUGAUCCAAGUGUUCUCAAUGAUUCUUUUUUCUUUAACCUUUGGAAUGCAAUGCUACAUCUUCAUUUACAGUACAAGAUAUUCAUUUAAGAAAAGCACAAUUCAAGGUAAGAACUGUUGCUCGACCAGACGGCGGAGCAAUGAAAAUGUUAGGGCUCACAAAAAUGUGUACAAAAGGUAUCUUUGGCGUGCCGGAAAUAUAACUCAAGGACAUAGCCGAUAAUAUAUUUUACAGAAGCUCUUAAUUCCAUGCAGUGUACACUAAACGAUCCAGCUUCUUUGACUUCAACACGACAACACGUUCAAAGUGUGGCAGAAACCGAUUUAAAGCCAGUAUUAUAGGCCUUGUGCACACGAAUUCGGAUAUUUUUAAAACCGCAUACAUUGGAACCUCGAUAUAACAAACCUCGAUAUAACGAGGACCUCUGCAUAACAAACGAUUUUCUUUACCCCAAUAAUUAUAGUAAAAUAUAUGGAGAAGAACUCGACGUAGCGCACAAAUUUUGUCUGUAAAGUGGCCCUUCGUUAGACCCAUAUCGAGUUUCCACUGUAUAAUUCAUUUCACAGCCUUUUGUCCACAUGAAUCACUGAAACAACUUGUUUUCGUCCACGUUUUGAACAAGCCCAGAUUUGUGAGGAAGAGGCAUUAUAGUUUCUAUAUAAAACAAAUUAAACAUGUGCAGAUCCGUUCCGUAUGCAAAUGCAAACUUCGCUGGUUGCGAGUGAUCAUGAUUGUGUACGUAGUCAGUAUAUUAGCUCGUCCGCUCAGCCGCCUUGUAUAGUUAUUGAGGGGUAUAUUUUCAUCAGGCGGGUUCGUUUAGGGAGUUUUUAAAUUUUCCUGGCAAUCGAAAUGGCAUUAAAGAAGUAUUAGAAAUUCUACCUGCUGCCGUUUAAUAACAAUGCAAGUGCUUGAGUUUUCACUGGCUUCUUACUACUAAGUAUAUAUUGUAAAGACUAGUUUCUCCGACCUCAAUCUCUGAAUAAGACCUCGACACGAAAGCCGGGGUCCGGGAACUUGAAGAAAAAGGGGCUUGAAAUUCGUGACUGUAAUUUUGAGCAAGAUACUUGCGUCAAGUUAAGAAAUUCUUUCAAGUGUAUUAAGAUUUACAACUCUUACCGUAACUAUUGUUUUCAGGCUCUAAAAGAAAUGGCUGUAACACACUUGUAGAAUUAACCCAUUGUCUUAGCGAUUGUGCGACUCCGGAUUCCGGCUGUAUAUAUAUUCAGCCUUUAUGUAUGGCUUAUUCAUCGAUCUUAGCAGACUUCGUAAGGGGCUUAAGGAGGGCUUAUUUUCGUGAACGGAGUGGCUUAUAUCUGACUUGGCAUAUAGCCUCAAACAAUCUAUAGCAGUGUUGAUGAAGGUACAUUUUGUAUUUAUGAAUCAAAUUCAUUUCAAGCGUAAAAAGGCCAGGGGGCAGCUUAUAUCCGCAAGGCUUGUAAUUGGAGUAUCAGUUUUCCAUUUUUGUUUACAAGUAGAUGGGCCUGUAAUUGUAACUGGGGAGAAAAAGGGAGAAGGUUUAUAAGCGGUAGUACAUGUAUGGUAUCUGAAAGAGGUAAAAUAUAUAUACUCAUCUGCUGGUGAGAAAAGUACGGUAACUUAAGUUUUCUCAAACGCUAAAAGAAUUCUUUCAAUGUGUUUUGAACGCAAGUCGAUCACAUUUUCUAGAUCCUGUCGUGCGGCUAGUUUAAGUGAACAACUUUUCUGUCUCAUUAUCACUGCCACUGAUUCAGUUUCCGACUCAAAAAUGAGGAUAUCUGGAACCUACCCUGUCCACCUAUUUAUCUAAGUUAUUUAUUUCCAGAUGUAAUCGUAGUCAAUGAGGGGCAACCGAAUACAGCUGUGAGUUUAAAAGUACAAUCAAGUAAAGUACUUGCGCUACAUGACGUUACUCAACAGCUCACCACGCCUGUUCUGGAUAAGAACUGCACUGUCCCGGAUGACUGGCUGUAUCCGCUGUGUGCGUACAAAGUGGAGGUAAUGAAAAUAGUUCUCGUGUGGCACUGAGUUUUUGCGGUUUUUUAAUCUUCCGCACUUUCGAGGACCGCAAAAUUUUCGCCAAAUUAAAUAUCUACUUAAAGGUCUACGUGUAAUAAAGUGGCUUGAAGGUCUAUAUAACAGUUACAAUAUAGAUAGCCGACUCAGGGAAAUUGGACCAAUUGUUGGUCUAGUUUUAGCGGGCACUUGGCUUUUUGCAAAUCAUGUUAGGAGGUGAUAAUUUAUAAUCUGGACUCGGUAAAACUGCUUCUAGGGAUCACUAAGGCCGGGUUCAGACGCGGUAUUUUUCAUGUGCCGAACCUAAUUGAAUAAGUUCGACUUUGGAGCGACGCUGGCGCGUCAUCUGAUUCAGACGGCGCACCGUGUGUCGAGCCUAAGUUGAGUUCGACAAAAGUUCGACAGACUCUGUCGAACUUAACGCUUUUGGCGCACCAAACUAAAACUGCCGUACCAAACUGAUUCAGACGCCGCUCUUUUGCCCUACUUAAUUCAUCAGUUAGAUUCGGGGUCAGAUAAAGGCUUUUAAUCGGCCUUUGAAUGAUUUUUCAUUGCUUUCAAAAAUCCAGGUAUAUACAAAUUGUGCAAUGCAAAACGACGAGAUAGAAUUGUAAGUAGAAAUAUUUCAUAUUUGUGACAAUGACCAAAAAAAAGAGCAAGAAAUAAAAAAAAGUAAUUCCAAGAAGGAAACUCACAGUAUCAUGCUCAGUCACAAAAAUUUUUUAGACCGAAGCGAUGACAUGAAAUGACCUACGACUAAAUAUAGCUAACCGUAAAAAAAUAGUGCCACUCGCCCGAAAUGUUAAAGAGAGUAUCACCAAAGAAACGAGUUUGAGGGAAAGGCCGUUUAGAUGUCAAUUUGGAACGAUUGUCCACACCUAAUAUAAGAUAAAUAAAAUCUCAUUGUUAGUUACAUUUGCGACACCUGACUAGCUGACGGGCAUCCUCGGAGAGACGGAGACCCGGGGGCGGUCAGUUGGGUUCGAAAACGGCGGCGAAAGUUUUCAAGAACAAGCGAGAGAGCCCCUGAGAUGCUACUCCUAAAGAGCCAGUUCCGCGACUCAUUCGAAUGCUUGUCUGUGAUUGGGCACAAGGCCAGUAUCUAUUGUGGUGCUUUCGUGAUCUUCUUAUACGAAGACGUUUACCCUCAAACUCGACUGUUAGCCGUUCCUGUUUGGCUCGUGCUAGAGAGCUUUCUUCGGCAAAAGUUUUAAGUGAAAAUGGUCACAAGCUAAGAAACCAAAGCUAGAAAAUCCAUAUUUGGCAAGAUUUCCAUAUAAAUAUAACCUCUACAUUUAUUAUGCAUGCAGCAAUUUCAUACUAUUUGACACAAGUAGUUGAUAUGAAUAGAGUGGAAACACGCAUGCAUAAUAAAUGUAUCGGGUUAUACGGAAAUUUUACCCCAUAAAUUAGCAUGUUAGCAAAACAAAACGAAAAAUCGUGUGCGUGGCCUUUUUACACCUCCUCGGGAUACUUGUCAGGCAGGUGCAGGAGAAGUUUUUUCGCCCUUUUUUAAGUUUGUAAAUUUGUUGUUAAAUUUUUCUUGAGUUGUCGUUGAUACAAAAGGAUAGAACGAAACUGGUAGAGUAAACUUUCAGAUUUGCAUGAACAAACUAGAAGUACUCUCAAUGGUGUUUAUAAAUUUACCUUGAAUCAUUCCAGUCUGAUCUCUUCGGUUGGUGCAUUUUUGUUUUGCUAACACGCUAAUUCUUGCAUUUCUUUGGUUUCUUGUGGCCCAUUUUCACUGACAACUCGUCUCGAAGACAGCUCUCCUGCACGAGCCAGACAGGUACAUGGCGAACAGCCGAGUUUUCAGGUAAACUCUUUCGUAUAAGAAGAUCACGAAAGCAGCACGAUAGAUGCUGCUCUUGAGCCCUAUCGCAGACAAGCGUUCGAAUAAGACGUGGAACUGGUUCGUUGGGAGCAGCAUCCCGGGUGCUUUUUUUCGCCCGUUCUUGAAAACUUUCGCCGCCGAAAUUGUCACUUUUUACUCACUCUACCCUCAUGUUAUGUCAUCAUCACCAUCAUCAUCAUCAUCAUCAUCAUCAUCAUCAUCAUCAUCAUCAUCAUCAUCAUCAUCAUCAUCAUCAUUCUCGUCGUCGUCGUCGGUGUUGUUAUUAGUAGCCAUUAGUAUUAAUGCUGUUGUUAUUGUUGUUUUUAUCACUACUACUCGUAUUAAUUUAUUUUAUUUUUCAGUGGCUACAAAACUUUUGGAAAACAAACAGCAAGUGUUAUGUAGACCGCCAUGGGAUGGACCCUUUUGAUAUUUGCUCUGUUUUAGAGUUCUUAAGUGAGGUGGGUAAAUCACUGCAUAUCUAGACUUGCAUGUCGGUCCAGUGACGACAGAUGGUGAAACAGGUUGUUCUAGUACACUUGACCAGCGGAGUGUAAGGCAAUUUUGAAUCUCUCUCAAUGGCAAUGAUUUCAGCGCCCAGUGGGCCCAAGUGGGUGAAUGAGGAUUUAUUCUUUUCUGGGAUGUGAUUGUAUUAUCAUUUCAGGAUGCCAUAACUUGAAGUCUAGCUGUCAGUGGAGGCUCAGAGUAUGAUUCAUAAUAUCCAGUUUUAAUCCUCGUUUAUUGUUCCGUAUUCCUGAACUAAAAAUUUAGUUAGUAUUUACAGUUUUUCUCAACACGGUUUUAGGUAAGUGACCAUGUAUCCUAAGAGUUGGUUAGCCGACUCACGGGCCACAUAAACUGCGUAGGUUACUCAUUCACUCACUUCAGGACUGAACUUAAAAGAACCUUGAUCUUCAAAGAAAAAUUUAAACCAACUUAUGCUAUGUUUAACUGAUUUCUUACAGAGCUGCACACUUUAUUUUUGUAUGUCCCACUUCUUACGUUGUCUCACGCAUGGUUAUUCUUACCAGGUAGAGGCAUGGUGUCCCAUAAUGCCUUGGAGAAAGCAUGUAUAUUCCAACCCAUCCGGCGAUAAAGUCCGAAAGGAGCAGGUCAUUGCGUACUUUUGUUUUACGUUCAUUGGUUGGUUAAAAGUAGAAAAGCGAAAAUUGAUCAAUCAGGCCAAAACUUGAAAAGAUACACAAACUUUUUCCAUUUAUCUAAAAAUCUAGAUACGGCAUAAAGGUUAAAGGCUUUCAUGAUGUAAAAUACAGCUGUAGUUGUGUCAUAAGUUUGAGGUAUCAAAAGUACAUACUAGACUUUCACUGAUGAGUUUUAUCGUCAUAUAACUUAGUGUUUCCUCUGACAGAAGGCUUUCAAAGCAAACACCUUAGUCUAAGCCUUUCAGCAUGAAAUAGCUAGUAAGGUUAUUAACAAGAGCCAAAAGAGGAAAAGAGAUAAGAAAAUAUACAAUGUAAUUAUUCGUUUGGUAAGUACCUUAGAGGAGAACAUUAAAACGCGUCACAAAAUUUCGUUCUGCCCGUUCUGAUUAGCUAUUAAUUACAAUCAUGUGUUAUUAUCUUGUUUGUAGGUUCCAAUAAGAACCGAGCUUGACGACCUGUUUCAGAAAAACUUGAAUCAUAGCAAAUAUCUGUGGAUGAGAGAACGUAUAACAAGACUUUGGCCAGACUGGACGAUGGCAGCUAAAACCCUUCAAGCAGAAAGCCCUACUUUGAGAAAUCGACAAAGUAAAAAGGUAGAUAACUAAGAAAACGCUUAGUUAAAAUUGGUUGCCGCGAUUUAAGUUGUGGCGGAGAGAUCGCAGGAGCUAGGGGAAAAAUUUGUUGCUCGAGAAGAAAGAGGAGUUGAAGUAGUAAAACUAGGAAGCCCAAGCAACGCGACGACGAUGGCAGUAAAAACGUCGUUGAAAAAUGAAUUUGCGUCCUUUCAAACUUUAUCGCCUCCUUUUGGAUCCUUUCCAUUCUACUCCUUCUCUGUUUUAGGCCAUUUAUCCUAAAGUUUAAUUCUUGAUUACUUUGUCCAGGUUAAAAGAUAAAGGAAACUGAUUCGUCCUUGUAUGUUCACAUACUCCAUAAAACGUUGUAUUAGGAGGUUGGCACGUGGUAUUCGUGCAGUGGACGUCCAUGAAACGUACGUACAGAAAAGCGUGAUGCACGUUCAGAGCUGUUGUUUUACUCGUAAAAACAAUUGUUUUUCCGAAGUUGCCGUCGUCGUCGUCAUGGUUGCCUGGUGUUUCAUCGACGUCAUAAAUAUGCAUUCUUAACGCCUCAUGAAUCAAUGAGCCUGGACCAUGAAUAGCGGCCCAAUACCGAGCUACUUUAAGCCUUUUUUACAAGGCGAACCUAAGUGCAAAAUUUUUGAUAAGAAAAUGAUUUGUCAUUCUUACACAUAGACAUAGACACGAGUGUUUUACUGGAAAAUAUACCACUCGUAAAAUUCAUAAAAACUACAUCCGGGACCCGAAUGGGUUUAUUUUCUUUAAUAUGACACGCGAGUUUAUCGAUGACGUAAUUUCAGUAAUUUCCCUCUAUUAUUUUAUCAAUGUCUUUUUGUCUAUAUAAUGAAAAAAACCAUUACACGGCGGCUUGAAGAUAUGAAUUUUAUUUUCUCGUGGCAAAAAUAAUAUUUUACUCACUCGCUGCGCUCGUUCGUAAAAUAUUGUUUUGCCACUCGAAAAUAAAAUUCAUAUCUUCGCGCCACAGUGUAAUAUCCUUUAUAUAUUAACAAAAACGUUUUAGAAACCUGUUUGUAAUGGUCAUCUCAAUAUUACGGAAACUAAAAUUUUUGGUUAAGAUAUUGUUGCCCUAAAGGGGUGAUUUUGAUAUCGUUUCCAGUAUUAGUGUUUGCGUAGGAUAAACUACCCAUCAUCCCAUGGGUGUGCUGCAAGACAUGCUUUGGUGCCUCCCCUUCUUUAAUUUUUUAAAAGCGCCUCAAACCAGCUGCACCGACCAUAACAUCACCCUCUCUUAAAGGUAAAUCUCCACAUCUAAACACUGUAUCUAAUUCGUGAAAAUCAAGUUUAGUCCGCACCUCUGAGCCUCUCGCUGCAACAAGCAAACUCCUUCCUCUCGAUAAGCAAAACCCCUCUCGGACGGCAUAAAUCUUCGUAGAUUUAGGCUACGGUAAAACGGGCCCAAAAACGGGCAACUUGUUUUGCAACCUUGCCACAAAACGAGAUAAAUAUCGAUGUUGCGCAUUUUAUCACCCCGUAAUCGUACCUGUCUUGCAACAAAUCAGGUUGUUACAAGUUGCCUGAAUAUUGACUUCUGAUUGGAUAAAAUUACGCGGGAGUCACGCCAUUCAAGGGAGUUACGUCACUUGCUGCAAAACAAGUUCUACUUGGGCCGGUAAAACGCGCAACAUGUACAGAUUUUGUAGCAAAAAGUAGAACUACUCUCCACUUCCUGCAAAAAAUAUUCGCAACCUUCAACACCCUGAUUUGUUGCAAGACAGGUUUGAACGUGCCAAGUAAAACGCCCAGCAUCUCUUUUCAAUUCGUUUUGCAGUAAUGUUGCAAAACAAUUUGCACGUUUUUGUUACUCAGUUUACCGUACCUUCAGCAACAUCAUUCUAAUAAAUUCAUACUCAUAAUGAUAACAGAUAUUCCUUUUUAUGGGGACCUAUUCAAUUCAAGUUGACUGGCUUGCCAAUGCUUACAAAGGAGUGCCAUUAGGAGAAAUGGUUCAAUGGAGUGAUUUGAUCGCAUCUUUGUACGCCCUUGGACACGAUAUAACAAUAUCAGCGGAGCAGCCAAGUAUGAAGAAGUAUGUCUAGCUCUGUGGUGCAAUUGAAUUUUUGAAACUCUUUUGAUUAUCAACCAUGAAACGAUUAGAAAAAAAAACUGUACAACGCGAAUCAUCGAGUAAAUGUUAAAGUUUUUCCAAAUUCGCGUUGAAAAAAAAGAGCAAAGCCGGGUGUUUCGAAGGUGCUCUCUUUUUCAGUUCAGAGGGAGUACCGUCUGGCUCUCCUCCUUUUCAACGUGUAUUAUCAGGUAUUUUGUGUGAUAGGAAAGCUGGUAGCGGAAAGGUGGAUCUAGCCUACGUCGCAGACGUAAAUUUACCCGGAUAGUAACGUCUGCACAGCAGCGCCGAGAUCCUUGUUUCUUGGUCCUCCACGGACUCAAAGGACUACCGGAAAUGCGUUUCAAAUUUCCUUUCAACCUGAUUGGCAAAUCGACAAUGGCAUUUUUAACAGGCCAAUCAUGUCACGUACUCAAAUCCUGGUACACAGGUGGGGACCUCGAACAAGGAUUUCGGCGCUGUUUCGCAGACGGACUUAACCAGAGUCAACCGAGUGCAAGUUCAUUCUCGGAGACUCCGGGUCAGUAAGUCGCGUUGGGAGAAAUGACGCGAUAAGAGUCGAAGACAUUCUUUCCGCCAUUUCUCCCCACUGGACUGUCUGCCCCUGGCUUUCCCUGGACUUUCGCAGCGCUCUUUCAUUUCAUUAGAAUAAUAAUUUUUAUUAGAAUAAAACCUGAUCGCAGUACAGAUCAGCGAUUACUAAAAUCAAGAGUGUGUGAAAGCGGAACAUCGCAAUAAGUAUAGACUGUAAGUAGUAUAGCAGGGAGGUUUUGCUGCCUUUUUUGAAGUGGAACCUCAUUAUUUUGAAGAGAAAAACAUACGCCGAUAACGUCAUAGAGUUUUUUAGUCACAAAACUAAAUUGCAUUUAGAUAAGUUGAUGUGAUUAUUGAAAUUAGUUUUAAGUGGCUUAACUGGUUUGACAGGUUUGAGAUCGAUGAAUGUCUUGCUUUUUGAUAAGUUGACUAAAAACUAAAGAAAGUAUUCAUUAUAGUUUAUUCAUGGUGUUGAAAGAAUAAGCGCUUACUCACCUGAGACUUGAAAUCACUGUGUCCUAAUCUAAUAAUGCAAAUUAUUUUUUUCUACCGCUUUUAUGGUCCAUUGCUGACAACAGGUUUUUCUAGUUCCUCUACUUUCACCGAUUCUUGAGGCGUAAAUGAGUUUGAAGACAAACUAGCUCUUUCUAACACUAAACACAUUUUUUACUUUCUGCCCUUCCGAUUCUUCUCUUCCAUAAUUCAGAUAUAGCGCUCCUGUUUAAUUUUCUUUUUACACUGGUAUGAAUGUAGUUUCACACUAAUGAGAUUCCACUAUCAAAAAUGGAGUAAAACAUUCCUACUAUGCCUCUGACAUCAUCGCUGAACGAAGACCCUUUCAAGUAGCGGAAAAUUAAUAGCUGUCCUCUGUUCGAUUUUAUUUGUUUUUCUCCAGCCUGUGUCUUUUACUGCUAUCUCUGCUUAUUUUAAAAGAAGCAAUUCAAAAGUGUUCCCGGAUUAGCGUUCACUCAGUAUGUAGCCGAAAUUGCAAACCUUGUGUUUUGUUUUAAUCAGAUUUAAGAGUUCUCCAUUUUUUAUCAGAACCAACAUACCGCUCAUCCUUUUGCAAUAAAAUUAAUAACUGGAUAUAAUAAAGUUUUUUUAAAAAUACUUUUUCUUUUAAAAAACCUUUUCUUAAUUUCUUUUCAGGAUCUUAAACGCACCAUCCGAAAAAGGCUGUGGCAGACGCUUACGACAAAAAGAAUUUGACCUCAUUUUCACUGAUUACCUUGGCGCUUGGCUUCUAGGACAACAUUUAGGUCCAACUGUUUCUCACUAUCGGUUAGCAAAAGGACAUUCUUUAUAACAAUAUUUAAUAUGAUAAUAUGUACUUUAAAACUGAGUAUUGAUAGCUUUAAUUUCUUCCUAUUUAUCAUGCGAACAGACCUUGUCAUGGUUUUCGACGCCAUCUUGACGAGUAGGUAAACGAGUGGGAAAUUACAGUGUUUGUGUGAGAAUCUAAUGUCGAAUAAUUUCCUUAAAACGGCUGUUCUGAAAAAAAUAUCAGUUGUAAACUAAAGCUACUAAGCAAUGGAUUGCAUUAAAACAUUUUGGGGGUGUACCUGUGCUUAAAUUUAUCCAGAGGCUUGCUUGUAUUUAUAUAUUUUCCAUAUAUUUGUCUGUAAUUUUUCCCGGGACUUUCUUACAGACACUGUAUAGAAAAUUUUAAAAAGUGGUUCUAGGUCUUCUAGCGCAUGUAACGCUCUUAAUUUUUUUCAGUAGAAUCCGUAGGAGUGAAGCUUUAGUUUACAGUUGAUAUUUUUUUCAGAACAGCUGUUCUACGGAAAUUAUUCGACAUUAGAUUCUCAUACAAACACUGUAAUUUCUCACGCAUUUGCCUGCACGUCAAGAUGGCGUCGAAAACCGUGACAAGGUCUAUUGGCGUCUGACUGAAAUACCAGUUUCGGAUAUCACGCCCUGUUCACACUAUACCCGGAUAACUUUUCCUGCUGCCACGAUCAAGCUAUCCGGUAUGAACAGCGACGACACAGACCUGAAACAAGUCGUUCACACACGUCAAACAUCGGUUGGCCGAAAGGGAUUGGUGAACUAAAUCCCAGUCCACACCUUUGGAUGUUUACUUCCGUCUCAGUGGAUUCUAGUCCUCCCUCGGCCUAUUUAUUCACUUCCUCGACAGUCCGAAUAAGUGUUCGCACAACACCGGCCAAAGUGUGGUACAAAACCUCAUCCGUUAUGUGAGACUCCACUUUAGAGAUCGUCGCGGCGCAGCCUCGCUUCUUUACAGAAAUCGCGCCGAAAUCACUGUUCUUAUGUGUUAACCAGAGCCCUAUCUGGUAUGGUUUUCCAUGGCGGCGCAAAAGCUAUUCGCUAUUGUGCGAACAUAACCUUUAAUAAUGAAAUUAGUACACGCCCGGGGCGCCUGUUUUACCUCCAAAUUUUCCUUCAUUUUUCCGCGCUUUUUUCGUUGAUGAAUUCACUUAACCAAUAGUUUGAUUCAAGAUUGAAUACGGACGCACUGCCAUUGCGCCACUCAAACCAUCCCUGCUUGCAUGUUUCUCUCAAGAUGGCGGACAAGAUCAUUUCUAUCUGUCAGCUGCACCGUACGUCUUGUGUAUCCACAAACAAUUAGUCUAGUCCCAUAAAAUAAUUUAUCGUAUCACAGCGUAGCCCUUACAUUGUAUCGCGAUUUGUCUUUUUUGAGCGUGAUUUAAGAUACACUCAUGCCCGAUAAUUGCGUAUUUUCACUGGUCACUUGUCUGUUUUUCAUUUCUGCAUGUUUAGUUGUCGCCUACGGAUUUUAGAUUCAUUUGGUACAGAUCCGGAGUUUAACUACGCUGAAUACAAACACGCAGCAAAGUUUAAAACUGGCUGGGGAAAACCUGAUGUACACGUCCGACAGAUGAUGACAAUGUUUCGUAAGUACAAGACAGACUUAAAGAGAGACUUGGGAUGGGGAGUAGGUGUGUAAGUCAAGGAGGGGAGGAGGUCAGUAAAGAUUCUAAUUUGACCUUUUAGCGCGACAAUGUAAUAACUAGGAAGUAAUCCGUGGAUAUUGUCAAAUUUCACAAAAACAUUUGGAUUGUUUACCAUUUACAUGGUCAAGCCUGUCCGUUCCCCCUGUUUGGCCAACGGAUUAUUUAUUAUAAGUAAAAUUCAGGACUACUAAAUUUCAUUCUCAGAUCGCGUUUAUUAUUAUUUUGCGCAAAUUUCAUUACCGAGAAAUGUCCGUCGAAGCCUGAAACUGGUUUCAAAGAUGAGUUUUCUUAGAUAAAUGACUGGGCACAUUGUGGUAGGAAACUUGACAUGUAUACUCUAACAACUUUGAUUUCAAUUGCAGAACAUUGUAACAGAGAAACUAAUCUUAAAUCCUCAAUUUAAACUUGGAUAUCAUCACACAUUUUCCAGUGUACUAUCUCUCUUUGAUAACUUUUGAUAACUUUUUUGAUUAUUAUUUAAAACUUUUUUUUUAAAUGAAAGCAAUUAAAUAGUUUUCCUUAAAAAAAAAUUAACAAAGCCUUCUACCUACAUAUAAAUCAUGAUGGUUUAGUAUAUUAUUAAUUUUCGUCAUCCUUUUUAGCGCACAGCCCAGACAAUCUAUUCCUUGGUUUUGUCGUCGAUAAGGCUUCAAACGAAGAUGCCGAAGGUAUACGAGAUAAAGAAACGAAAAGCAACAAACCAAUCGGAGUACUGUACGCAAAAGAUGCUAUGUAUCUUCAGGUGAGCUUAGACGUGAACUUUACUUUUGGUGGACAUUUCUCUUUUUAAGGGGCAAAAACUUGACAGACCUUAAGGUUUGAUUAUUUUUCAAUGGGAAAAUAAAGCACUUGACCUGCAAAAAGUAUCUCUUGUUUCCUAAGACAGAAUAUGUUAGCUUUGGUCUCUAAUGAGGACUAAAACGAACUAAAAUUGUUGUGACCCAUCCCGGAUUGUGGCUUCUUACAGUACACGGCUGGCAUCCAUAGUGUGCUUAAACCCCUCUGAUUUCUCUAUAAAGCAUUUAUUUGUUUCCGGUUAUGUUGCUGCGAUGCUGUCGCACGCUGUAAUAACCCAUUAAACUUGUUGAGUUUAUGUAAUGAUGAAAACAUAAAUUUCACUUUUUUUGAAACGCGCGGAAUGAAGAAAUAAACGUAACGAAGAUCAUUGUAGUUAAAGACGCCCAUUGAGCAGAUGCGAAAAGAAAACCUGAGAAAAUUCAGGCUUUUCGGGAUUCGAAUCCUGAUCUCUGUGAUACUGCAUGGUGCAGCGCCUAGCCAACGGAGCUACUGAACCAACGGGAGAUGGUCAUUUGAUGCGAUCGUAAUAUACCCGGUAAAGAUGAAGAAGAAAUGGUGAAUACGUGAAAUUCAGAUGACUUCCUCAAAGUCUUCUUUUACAAUUUCAGGGAAGAGGGCCAUACCUUGACACAUUGAACAAGUAUUUGGAAAUCCAUGCAACAAUCGCCAACGAGAAAAACGUAAGUUGAUCCCUUUCUAGGUUUGAGGCUCUUUGUUUUGAUUGCUUAGUGUUGUCUGUGUUGCGGGUUACAGUGACAUUUCUCGAACCGGGACACUUGGACGAAGAUUAUCCAAUCACGCCUUUUGAAGGCAAAAGAUUCAGUCUUAAGGUUUUUGGCCGACGAAACAAUAACAUUCAUAAAUUUGAGAGUUGUUUCCUGAGAGGUCAGGUAAGUUCAAACAGCUUUAAAGUUUUUUAACGGUUGCAUAGCUAGUCGAACCUUGAAUUUUGUUGGUCAGUUUUCGAAAAAACACUUGAGAAUCCUUUGUUUUCCCCUGGCGAGAAACGUUGUGAUUCAGGAAUCAUCUUCAUCGAAGUGACCCGGUUCGAGUAAUCUCACUGCAAUUAACUGAGAGCUCUCGUAGUGGGCUUUGUGGAAUGAAACCAAUUCCAAAUCUCUGGAUUGCAGUAGUCCUGUAUGACUGUAUAACUUAUUGACGGUUUUGACAACCAAGACAUCAUAUAGUAAAUUGACGUUUUUCUAAAUUUUACUUAAAUUCGUCUUCGGCGUAGGCCACUGAUUAAAAAUUGGUGUUUCUUUCACUUGUAACAUAAUCCAGGUCAUGUCAAAUAUAAGGCUUGUGUACCAGUUAUGGAAUCAGUCCUUUAUUCGCUACUUUAGAAAGUCAAACGAGAAGAAAACUGAGCUCGAGUUACUACAGCUGUUUCGGAUAACACCUGACCUGCGAUGUCAAAAACGUCAUUGGCUUUCGGGUUUUUCUGCGACGUCAAUCAAAUUCUGAUCUCGCCUUCACAUCUUACCGGACGUCUUAGGGAAAAAAGAAAAGUCGUGUUUGGUGAUUUGUGAUUGGUGGAUUUCGAUCUGUUUUGUGUGUUUCUAAGUUCGUUGCUUUUCAUGACUUCAAAGUUCGGUCUCGUUUUUUUGAAAAGCAGAGUAAGAUUUGCCUUAGUACUAUUUUUUUAAUCUUCUUUUCACUGAAACAUGGCAAAAAUAGAUCGUUUCUAUGGAGCUUCCAAAUGCAGAAGAAACAUAGAUAUGGGAGGGUGAAAACGAAUCGGUACGUUCCCUCCAACAUUAACUUUAAUUUGCAGCUUCUGCUUGUUAUUGCGACAUUUAUUUGACAAACACAGUGGAUGCGACCGCAGUAACGGUUUGAUUGACGUCACAGAAAAAAAAAGAACGUUUUUAUCAACGGAGGUCGCAUGUUAUCCAAAACAGAUGUAACUUCCGCAAAUACUUCUGAAACUGUUUCUAGGGACAGGGGAAAAGAUUGGCCAAUAGCUGACUGGCGCGUCCCCAGUAACGAUCCAUAGAAAUACAUAGUAACGGUAUUCCAAUCCACUUCUUGUUUCUAAAGUUGCGAAUGGUAAAGGCGAUACGCAUUCCUGAGUGACUGCCUAAAAUGCAUGCAGUUCUUGGUGCAAAUGUGAAAUCUUUAGUUUUCGACUGUUUUAUUGACUUCAUGUGACUGGUACUUGACGGGGAUGCUAAGAAAUUAUCUCAUUCUCAGUCUGUCGAGUUAAUAGUAAUGAGUUUUGACUUUCAUUGAAAUAAGUCAGGGAGAUUAAGCUUCCUUAGGCUAAACAGCAGGUUUUCCGUACGUUUUGAAGCGAAAAAUUAAGCAUAAAAAAAACCCAAUUACGACAGAGCAAGGAAUUUAGUAUUACAAUGGAACAUACAUAUACAUACAUACAUACUUUAUUGUUACCUCUCCAAAGGGGCUUUUCAGGAACAUAACGAAGUCCUUGGUAUAACGAACGAUUUUCUUCAGCCAGGCCAAAAUUACAGUAAAAUGUAUGGAACAGAAACUCGAUUUAACGAACCUCGCUUUAACGUAAUCCUCGAUCGCUAUAACGAACACAAUCCACAAGGUUAGCGCAAACGUAAAAUUUACUUCCAUAUAACGAAUAAAUGUCAGCAUGUGAUAAAAGAUGAAUGCCAAACAGACUAACAAGGAUAAAAUUUAUGUGUACAGUAGUUUUAAGCAGUUUUGUUUGCCUGUUCUUGAGUUUCUAGUACCGUAGCUAUGUAUAGCUCGGUACUGAAAGGUUAUUACAGUAAUUCAGCUUGGUUAUUUUUCAGAUCCGGAAAUGCUGGUUUUUGUUAAUUGAUUAUUAACUUUACCUCGAUAUAACGAACAUUUUGGUAGUUUUCCCGAAAAUUCGUUAAAUAGAGAUGUUCGAUAUAACGAACAAAUUUCCCAGUCCCUUGGCACUUCGUUAAAUCGAGGUUCCACUGUAGUCGAUUUUUUCGUUACGUAAAGUUACAUCCAACAUCGUACUCUGGCCUCUAUUUAGUGAUAUCUCUGGCUACCUGCUAAGUCAUAUCCCAAUACAUUAACAGUGUGUUAGCGUAGUACUCUGACGAACUUACCGGCAUACUUUCUUUUUAUUUCAGUAAAAUUUCUGUAAUAAUAAUCUGGCCAAUAUUACAAAAUACAUGUAGCACAUACCCGUCAGGGUUGCACACUAGUUCCCUAGCCGUCAUUAAGUUAUGAAUUUUGCCUCUGAGUACGUCCAGGUUUAAUUUUUAAAACGUUUUAACUUUGGCAGAUUUCUAAAGAUGCCAUCAAGAAGUUUGUACCCAAGUACGUCGUCAAUCACGGCAUUAUGAAAGGGGCAGACCUAAAAAAGCUUCUGAGAGAAAGCAAGGUAUUAAAAUGUGAUAAAAUCUUUUGGUCUUCAUGCAUAAGCUUCUUUCUUCAACCGACGAUGUCAAUUGAAAGGACUGCAUUUUUCAAUUCUGACGGGUAUUUAUUGGUCUGUCAUUCCCGUAUGAAGGACCUGGGCCACUCGAAGCUAUUGCACAAGGAAGUGUAUUCAUUAAUCCCAAGGUAGAGAUUUAAAUUUAGAUUUAUUAGAUUCGCCAAUUCUUGACAGAAUAACGCAGCAGCGUAUAUCUAGUUAUUACUACCAGCCGCGACAAUCACCUCCGCCUUAUGCAUCAUAGACACCAAUUGCAAUCAUCUUGUCAAGUAGAGGCUUCGGUAAAAGAAAUUGUGCACAGGAAGGUCCAGUUACUGAGGGCCCAUGAUUAAGCCCCUCCCCCUCCCCCUCCCCCCAUAUACGCCAUAGGUAUCAAUAAUCUUACUCAUGUUUAGCUUCGAUAAAGAAAUUGUGUCUAGGAUGGUAAAAACGUCAAAUCCUCCGGCAGUCCUGAGAUGUUGGAAAAACUGUGUGCAUUUAGUGCAUAAUUUAUAAAAUGUAUCUUUGCUUAAUCAAUGGUUUGAUGUUGUGAUGCUUUUUUUUUUUUUACCAGCUUAACCCUCCUCAGAAUAGAGAGAACUCAGGAUUUUUUCGCGGAAAGCCGACUUUUAGAGCAGUGAGUUGGCAAAUUACUUAUGCUUUUCAUGUUAUUUCUAAGGGUUGAUGUCUAGUGUCGCGUGAUUUUUACCUACGUAGCACUGUCGCAAUUUGUAAUAAUCAUCGCACUUUGUUAUACCUGUUAAUACCUGUCGCAAUUUGUAAUAAAUCCAUCGCACUUUGUAAUACCUGUCGCAAUUUGUAAUAAACCGUGUCGCCCUUUGUAAUAAAAAAGCUGUCGCAAUUUGUAAUAACAGUCCGUCGCACUUUGUAAUAAACUAAGCCGUCGCAAUUUGUAAUAAUUCCAUCGCACUUUGUAAUAAUUUUUUGAGAGUGAUUCACCUUACUUCUUCAACAUUAAUAUAAUUCCAAAAUAUGCAUGGUACUUCAUAAAAAAAGAUGAUGACGUCUGCUAGCACGUGACAUCUCCGUAACAUUUUCUUUGGUCAAACGCUAUAAAUUUUUCUUCCUUGAUUAAUCACGUGACCAACUAGAAUAACUUUUAUGAAAGACAUGAAACUUCCUGUGACAUAUCACCAAAAAGAUAUGAAUCAUGUUUAAAUCAAAAAUACUUAAAUAACAAAAGCAACAUUUAACAACAGAAACUUCAUGAACGACCUGGCAUUCGUCGUCCAAAUCCAUGUUUGCUUGCCACAUGACACGUGAAGUUUUUUUUUUUUUGGGGGGGGGUAAUCCCAUACAUGGAUGGGCUAGAUAGGUGAGUACCGCCUGAUAAGGUAUGGUUUUUGAGGAUCUCGAGCCUUUAAUAGGGUAUCAUUUUUUACCUUGUUGGCUUUAUGUCUUUCGUUUGUUCCUAUGAUAGGGUAACUCAAGUGGUACUGGAUGGUUUAUUCCAUCCUUUCCAUUUUGUGAAAAAAAAGUAAUCCUGAACACGCUGGGAAGUAAGCAAGGUCUUACGAGUUGUAUAUAAGCAGGGAAGGAUAAUUUUUUACUAUCCCCACGGUAUUUGCUUUAGAGGACUCCUUAUAGAUGGAAUGAGUACUCCUUUUGUUCCUAUAUGGGACCAAAUCAAGAAUAAUGGACCAAAUGGCAAACUGGCUCAGUGUAAGACCCCAAGUGAGUGUUACAAAAACAGAUACAUACAAAGGUAUUGGCGAGCGACUAAUUGGAUUUUGUGUUUAUGUUUCUGUUGUGGUUCGACGGUUUGCCACUGGUGACGUUCUUUGUUCAUUUGCAGUAAACAUUUUGAAUCUUUCCAGGCGUCGUUUGAAUAAGUUGGCCAAAAUAUGGAAGCCACUAUUACUUCUUUAACAUUGCGCGUUAGACAAGGACGGUGCACCACGCGUUGUGUCGACUUGUUAUAAGAUCUAACAAGGAAAGCUUGAACUUUCCUGGUGUCCUUACUCGAAUGAUGUAGGAUGCAUGAUACGAUUUGCGGAAAUUAAAUGCUUUUCAAUAAUGGCUCGUUUGUGUCUAGUGUGUCUAGAUCCUGUACUCUGGCAAUGGUCUGUCCACUGAGGCACAUCCCCAUAUUGGCCAUAUAAGGAAGUACACCCGCCGGGAACCACUGAAUGCAAACCACCUAGUACAAUAGCAAGGUUUAUGUAUACAGCAUUUCGUAUAAGUCAGAUAACUAAUCAAAAUUAAUUUUAAAAAAUGUUUAGGACUGUGAAUAAAGUUAAAUGGUUUGAAUAAGCGGGGAUGUUACGUGCUACUGCAGACGUCAUCAUCUUGUUUAUGAAGUACCAUGCAUAUUUUGGCAUUUUAUUAAUAUUGACGAAGUAAGUUUAAUUACUCUCAAAAAGCUGCUACAAAGUGCGAUGGAAUUAUUACAAAUUGCGACAGCUUAGUUUAUUACAAAGUGCUAUGGACAGUUAUUACAAAUUGCGACAGCUUUUCUAUUACAAAGUGCGACACGGUUUAUUACAAAUUGCGACAGUUCACAUGUAUAUGUGGGUAAAAUUUACGUUCCCAUAUUAUGUAGAGGCAAUGCAUGAAAGAUUAUCGUUAUCGUGCGUAUCCAAAAACGCGUCAGUGGAAAUCAACCUUGAGAAAGUUCGCAAUUUGAUUAACUUCUUCGACUUUCUUGUCACAGUUGACGUCACAGCACCCAUAUAUGGAGACGUUUAUCAAAAAGCCCCAUGUGUACACAAUAGACAUCAAUGAUCUUGGUCUAGUGGAGGCUUCGAUUAAGGAAAUUGUGUCCAGGAAGGUAAAAUAUGAAACUAGCUAUCAUUAACAAAAUCAUUUAUUAACUGUUAGUAUCCAGAAGAAAACGAUCAUUUGCAUUUGAAUUUCUGUUUUUCUCUCUUGUCCAUUUUAAUGACUCCGUUUGGUCACGUGACUUCUCUUUCCUUUUUAAAGGACAAUACCAAGGUUUUCCAAAACUGUCAGGAUAGAUAUCUUCUCAAACAUCUCCGCCUCUGCUCAAAAUAUCAUCAAUAAUCAGGGUCAUUGGUUAUUGAUGAUAAUAGUUCUUGUAGCUCUUAAUUAGCAAUCCGGAAUCCAGCUAACGAUUGGAGUCUGGAAUCCACGUUCUACUGACAAAGCACCCGGAAUCCAGUACCUGGAAUCCAGAUUCCACGGAGUGGAAUCUUGUAUCCCAGAUUGCCUUGGAUUCCCUCACAUGCAUGGGGCGAACUCAAGACAACUUUCACUGUGCGUAACACCAAACGUUGUGAAUUUGUGACUUUCAACAUUAUCACCCAGUUCUCGUUUACUUAAGCUCGCUAAUAUAUGAACACCAAUGAGCUGUAUGGCCUUUGAAAGUUCAAAAAAGGGACAUACUACUAGAAUUAAUUAAAGCCUAGAAAAAGCUUACUUGCUGCCCAUGGUGAUUCCAAAUUUCAUGUCUUUGUACAAUAGGUGACACCCUACCUUCCGUAUGAAUGGACAACAAAUGGCAUGCUUGAACGAGUAAAUAUGUUUACUGAAAAAUUGGUAAGUUGAAUUGAUCGGUGUAUUAACUUUUCUUAGAUUUUGUAAGCGGAGGGAUACAAAAAAAGGGCCAUCGAUGAAGAGGAUCAACCAAGAGCUAUACAGAACAUAAAUACUUGACGUGGAAAGUUUCUGUGUGUUCAUGAGGCUUGAUUUUUCUCUUGGUGGCCGACGCGGGAAAUCCCGAGAUGGCCGCAUCCUGCCUUUCAAGGGUAACCAAUUAGAACACAGGAUUCGCUUCAUCUUUCCCGCUCCUCGCUGAUUCUGUUGUGUAAUUAAUAAUUAACAAUUAUUCCACGAGUGCGCGUUGGCUAUAAUCAUCUCAUAUCCAAACAAGCGCGACUGGGAUAAUUGUUUUAGUAAAGACGCCCACAAAAUAUGGAAAAUUCUUCCCGACUUUCUUUGUAAAAACAAGCCAUUUUCAGUUUGUUUUUAAUUUUGAGGAGACGCUUAUAGUUACCAUAUUUGGAGAGCAUGGUAUUAUGGCUCAUAUACCAUGAUGGCUAAGCCAGUCAGAGCUCUAGAAUUGCAUUCUCCAAUGAUUCAGUUUUUAAUGUUAGUGUUGGAGAGGGGUUUACAAUAAUAAGAUGCCACUCUUUUAUGGUGCAUGGAGGAGUAUUAUAUGUUGCGGUUCAAUUUUAUUCUUGGUUUAAACUUUAUUUCCCUUAAUUUUAAACUCAUUAUCACACAUGACAAUACCCAAAAACAAGGGGAAAUAAAAUUCUAAAAUAGGCAAAAAUUGAACGACAACAUAUGCAGUAAGACAACACCAGACUUUCCAUGGAUUGGGGGGACAUAUAAUUGUGUUCAAUAGUUAUCUUUCAGCGCUUCCACCUUGUUUGAAGUUACCCUACAUUUUCUUUCUUUUAGAAUUUUUGUGAACAUGAUGAGCAGUGGCCGCCACUAAAGGAAAUGCACAUCGUACUCGGCUCUCAGGGCAGUUCUUGCAAAGACGCUUGUGGAGAAAAUGGUAAGCUGUUUAUGCAAUUAUCAACGGUCAUUGAAGGCGAUUGUAUGAUCAAGUUCAGAUCAUUUGGAAUCAAUGUUUUGCACUGCCCGAGAUUUCUUCUUAUUUUCUUUGUUGCAAUGGGCACCUCUGUGAUUUUUUCCUGCUUCUAAGUAUUGUGGCUUCGAAAUAGAAGAAAAUGGAUGCUUUCCUAACAAUGACUGACCUACUAAGUGUCCUCUACUGAAAUAAUUUCCUGGUUAUGUUUGCUUUGUGAAUUGAAUUAUCUUGUCUCCUUUAGGUUUUCUGUGCGAGCCAUCCUUUUUCAACAACAUCAACACAGUCAAGGAAUUUGAGAAGUAAGUAAUGGUAUAACCAGAAUAAAGCCCAAAAAACCAACGUAAACAAUUGUUCUCAAUUUCUUUCGUAUGUCCGUCCGUCCGUCCUUCCUUCCGUUCGUUCGUUCGUUCGUUCAUUCCUUCCUUCCUUCCUUCCUUCCUUCCUUCCUUCCUUCCUUCCUUCACUCACUCACUCACUCACUCACUCACUCACUCACUCACUCACUCACUCACUCACUCACUCACUCACUCACUCACUCACUCACUCACUCACUCACUCACUCACUCACUCACUCACUCACUCACUCACUCACUCACUCACUCACUCACUCACUCACUCACUCACUCACUCACUCCUUCCUUCCUUCCUUCCUUCCUUCCUUCCUUCCUUCCUUCCUUCCUUCCUUCCCUCCUUCCUUCCUUCCUUCCUUCCUUCCUUCCUUCCUUCCUUCCUUCCUUCCUUCCUUCCUUCCUUCCUUCCUUCCUUCCUUCCUAUAUAUAACACAGUCAAGGAAUUUGAGAAGUAAGUAAUGGUAUAACCAGAAUAAAGCCCAAAAAACCAACGUAAACAAUUGUUCUCAAUUUCUUUCGUAUGUCCGUCCGUCCUUCCUUCCGUUCGUUCGUUCGUUCGUUCCUUCCUUCCUUCCUUCCUUCCUUCCUUCCUUCCUUCCUUCCUUCCUUCACUCACUCACUCACUCACUCACUCACUCACUCACUCACUCACUCACUCACUCACUCACUCACUCACUCACUCACUCACUCACUCACUCACUCACUCACUCACUCACUCACUCACUCACUCACUCACUCACUCACUCACUCACUCACUCACUCAUCACUCACUCCCACUCCUUCCUUCCAAUUUCUUUCGUAUGUCCGUCCGUCCUUCCUUCCGUUCGUUCGUUCGUUCGUUCCACCUUCCUUCCUUCCUUCCUUCCUUCCUUCCUUCCUUCCUUCCUUCCUUCACUCACUCUCACUCACUCACUCACCACCACUCACUCACCUCCACUCACUCACUCCUCACUCACUCACUCACCACCACCACCUCACUCACUCACUCACUCACUUCCUUCCUCGCUCUCUCCUUCCUUCCUUCCUUCCUUCCUUCCUUCCUUCCUUCCUUCCUUCCUUCCCUCCCUCCUUCCUUCCUUCCUUCCUUCCUUCCUUCCUUCCUUCCUUCCUUCCUUCCUUCCUUCCUUCCUUCCUUCCUAUAUUCCUCCCUUCCUUCAUUCAUUCAUUCAUUCAUUCAUUCAUUCAUCCGUUCGUUUCCUCAUUCGUUCGUUCGAUCGUUCGUUCAUUUAUUCAUUCUUGUUUUCUUUCAUUCAUUCAGUCAAACAGCCAUUCAGUCAGCCAGCGGAUUGUUCGUUCAUUAAUUCUUUUUUACAUUUAAUUGUCUCAGUUAUUUAUUGGUCUUGGAGAAUGUUAAGAUUGAGUUAAAAUCCUUUAAACCUUAACGGCGAAAGGAGCUAAGAAUAUCACCGAGAUGUAUAAAACACAGUCAGUGAUAAUUUACAUAGUCAUGUAAAAAGAAACGUCCUUGUUUAAGAUCAUUCACGAUACCUCAUAAUUCGUUUCCAAACAAUUUUGAAAAGUGUGAAGUCUUAUGCUCCUCAGCCGUAGAACCCGCUUUGCCCUUUAUGAUAAUUUCUCUCAGGAUGAAUUCAUUGGGACUGCUUUGAACUUCUUAAAAGAUGGAUAAAUCGCUAUCCACCUGAUAACUACGGUUAAAUAACGGGAGAGUGACUUACCCGGCGGAUAUUUGAACAACUGGUGCAAGUAGAUUUUCAUUAGAACCAAAAGGGGUCGCUGAAUAUAGGAUCAACAAAUCUAACUAGGCUUUUGUCAAGAGAAAAUAAUGCGAGUUAUUCUCUAUUGGUUUUUGUCUUUGACAAUAUUGCGCUUCUAUCCCCAGUUGUUCAAAAGGUGGAUAACACUAUCCACUAGUUAAAUCUCUGUCUAAUGGCGCAAUUGGUUUCCCUAACACUUAUCCACUGGGAAGGGAUUUAUCCGUAAGAUAUCGCUAUCCAGCUUUUGUAAAAUUAGGGCCUGGUAGCAAAUUCGAACAGUGCACGAACUGUUUAAUUAACAAUUAAUGAAUGAGGCUGAGUAUCUUUUGAAGAAUUAUGGAGAUCGAGGAGGGUGUUAUCCUACGGCCUCGACGGAUAACACCCUCCGAGAUCUCCAUAAUUCUUCAUAUGAUACGAAAGCCAAAUUCAAUAAUUGUUUUAUUAUUCAUUCAAAAUAAUUGCUAGUUUAAAAAACAAAGCUAAAACAUGCUUACCUCAAUCGAUGUUAAGUUCACCUUCGAUAUAGUCAACGUUGAGGGUUUUUCAGCUCCGCAAAUGUUCUUCAAAUAGCAGAUUUCGCCCUUCGAGUUGUGUUCUUGCUGUUCUUGCCAUGUUUUUAGCUAUAAUUUCGCCUAGUUCUCACUCUUGAAACGAGUGAAUUAUCCGCCAUUUUUUGUUUUCACAACCAAAACAACUCAACCUCGUCCCCAGGUCUUCUCGGUUAACGGUGCCUUAACCUGCAAGAACGCUGCAUUGUUGACGCCAUUUCCUCGUUAAGCACAAAAUUCUUCCAAAUUUGGUCAUCAUUAAAUGGUUAUGGUUAAUUAUGCGUGUGCUUUUAGCCAGUCAGAAUCGGGGAAAUAUUUUCAACAAGAGAGAAUGAGCUAGAUCAUUCUAUCUUGUUUUGAAUGAAUAAUAAUUCUUUUUAAUGCCUCUACUGAUAAAAUUGUCACACUUUGUUGCGACUGAAAAACUAGGCUAAAUGAAAUGCUCCACUUCUUCAACAGGAUUGGAAUAACUUGCAAAACUCAUGCCCGGGAAGAAACUCUGGUGGAGCCUUCCUACAACCCUUCAGACCAGACUUGUACUAUACAAGCUAUGUCGCUAAUAUUCAGCUGCGUAGCAAAAGACUCACCACGCAGGCGCUUAUGCCCGUGUCGUGACUAUCAACCGGAGCAAGUUGCGUUCUGUAAAAACUGUAGAUGAUAGUUAUGUUAAAGGGCAGUUUCACGGAGAACUUGGCUCUUUCUUAAAAUGUAACUGAAGAGGCUAGAAUGCUUCAUUUAAUCAGUAAAUCGCUGUGAUGGCUACGUUUAAAGCCGAAACAUCUCUUCUGUGAACAAAACCGUCCACAGUGUUCCCUUUUUGGCGGUCACGGCAACCGUAACGAGUAGAUGAGGUAGAGGAAUGAUGAAACAAUUCACUACGAAUUCCGACUUCUGUCCAAUCAAACCAAUCAGUCAUUGCGUGGCCAUGGUAGACAAGAAGCCUGACACCGAACAAGGAACCGUAAAUUCACUAUGAAAGGUGACGGAAACCAUUACUGUUGAGAUAUCCGCCCAUACCGAAGUCAGCCCUCUAAAGGCUGAUUCACUUGAGACCCAGAGACUACCUUAACAUGCAUGCGAUCACCACACUCAUUCUCGAGUGUUUCAUUAGGCUGAGAAGGCUUAUCAGAAUGCCGUCCAAAAACGAUAUAAAAUAGUUAAUUUAAAUACAUUAUAAUAACCUAUUUCUAGUGAAACAGAUGCAAAUAUGCCAUAUAAAUAUAGAUAAAUUAAAAUAGGAAAAUAACAUUUGAACCAUCUUUCUGUUUAUUUACAAAAAUCGUGUUAUAUCCAGUGACGGUUCUUAAAUAGUAGAAUUUUGACCAAUGGUAAUCUUGCAAUAGGGUAGUGUCUGUCAAAACUGUGUUAAGAGGUAGGAUACUGUACUUUAACAAGCUGACAGUAACCCGGCAAAAUAAGCAGGUAAAUGAAUUUCGAAAUGGUAGUUCAGACCGUUAAAGGGGUAGUGCCAGUCACUAGAUUUGGUGCUACCCGUGCAGUGGACGCUCUCGUGAGCGAACACCCUCUUCGACGCGCAAAAAAGUGUCGCGUUCUUAAUACUCUUUGAAUUUGCUAUUAUUG